Molecule: messenger RNA, 1930 nt
Organism: Culicoides brevitarsis
Lineage: Eukaryota; Metazoa; Arthropoda; Insecta; Diptera; Ceratopogonidae
Exons: 2
Coding region: 209-1828 (539 amino acids)
Biological process (GO): long-chain fatty acid metabolic process; fatty-acyl-CoA biosynthetic process
Molecular function (GO): long-chain fatty acid-CoA ligase activity
Source: RefSeq, a predicted model, not a curated record
AUCAAAUAAAUCACAUUAAAUAAAUAAAUCUGAAAUAUUUUAAAAAUUUAAAUUAAAUUAAAAUAAUUAAAAAAAUAAAAAUUAAUUAAAAAUAAAUAUUUAAAAAAAAUUGAUUAAAUUAAUUGGAUAAUUAAUUAAAUUUUGAUAAAAACUUACAAAAAAUAAUUUUAAAAAUAAUUAAAAUAAAUUAAACACAAAAAAAAUCAAAAUGAAAACCCGCACAAUUUUCAAUCCUGAAACCAAAGUAUGGUCCGCCCCCACCAGACCCUACACUUUCGGUGAAAAAUCCGUUGGCGAAGUAAUAAUGGAAUCGCUGAAAAAUCGCCCAGAUCGCAUUGUUGAAAUUUGUCAUGAUACCGGACGCAAAGUAACUGCCCGUGAAUUGCACAAAGAAAGUGUCAAUGCUGCUCGAACGUACCUCCAAAUGGGACUCAAGGAGGACGACGUUGUCUUAUUGCUGCUAAACAAUCAUCUUUUCGUCUCGCCCAUGGUUUUGGGAGCAUCUUACAUCGGUGCCACUUUCUGUGCUUUGGAACUCGGACUUAGUCGCAAAGAUUUGCGCAACUUGAUUUACCAAUUGCAACCGAAAGUUAUUUGCUGCGAAAAAACGGAAUUUAUCAAAGUAAAAUCCAUCACGACGGAACUCGACUUGAGAUGCGAAGUCUUUGUGAAUAAUCCACUUCAUCCGAAUUCAGUGGAAAAUUUAUUCGGGGACUUUGGAGAUCACGAGAGCUUUGUGGCAACCAAAUUGCGCAACGUUGAAAACCGAGCAGCUGCAAUUUUGUCGUCAUCCGCUACGAUGGGCACUUAUAAACUUAUCUCUGUUAGUCAUCCACAGCUUUUGCAUAACUAUACCAACGAUUUCGGCAUCAUCGAGACCGUUUUCACAUACAGUACCUUGAGCUGGAUCACCGGAAUCGGCACCUUGCUCGGAAGCAUCAUCCUCAAUCUUCGUCGUGUCAUCACCGCCAAACCCUUCAGACCGGAAGACUUGUUGGAAAUUAUUUCCAAAUACAGCGUCAAUCUUCUUUUGUUGCAACCCGAUCGUCUGAAUGCCACUCUUCGAUGCCCCAAGAUCGACGAAACAAACAUGGAUUCUUUGUAUGUGGUCAUGGUAACCGGAAAGCCCCUCAGUCCCCACAUGAAAGUCAAACUCGAGAAAUAUUUGACGAUGGGAGCGAUUGUUACGACUUACGGCAUGACAGAAAUGGCUGGCACCAUCACAAGUUCUUUGUACAGCUCAGACAAGGAAGGUUCCGCGGGAGUUUUGGUCGACAAUACUCGCGCUAAAAUUUGCGACGAAUUCGGUUAUCCCCAAGAUCCACGACAAGUCGGCGAAAUUUGCAUCCACGGCGAAUUCAAGUUCUUGGGAUAUUAUAACAACCCGAAAUUAACUGAGGCCAGUCUCGAUGACGAAGGAUAUUUGAAAACUGGCGAUAUUGGAUAUUUUGAUGAAGAAGGCGAACUUUAUAUUGUCGAUCGGAAAAAAGACACAAUUGUUGUGGGAAAACAUUUUGUCUACCCGUCGAUCUUGGAAGGAAUUAUUUUGGAACAUCCCGGUGUUUAUGACGUUUGUAUCAUUGAAGUGCCCCAUCCAGAACUGAGUUUCAUUCCAGUAGCUGCUGUUAUUAGAGCAAACGGUUCGAACGUGACUGCGAGUGAAAUUGUAGAAUUUGUAGCGAAACGACAACCGCCAGAGCUGCAACUGAAAGGAGGUGCCGUUUUCGUUAAUGACCUCCCAAAAACAGCCUCGGGUAAAUUCAAGAGAUACCUCGUGCGAGAAACGGUGACGAAGCAGUUGGCUGAUAACAAUAAGCAAAUGCGAUAAACGAUAUUUAUUAAUUUUUAAUUUUAAUGUUAAGGCUCACUACUCAUUGUAAAUAUAUAUUUAUACCAAUUAUUGUAAUUUUAAAUGAAAAUAAAUGAUUUA